CUUCCUGUUUCUAUUUCGACACAACAAACUGAAGCAGUUUGAACUGAAUGUGUUCGUUUUUUCAUGUUUUACCUGUGUACUAAACUGCCUGGCUACUCAACUUGCGAAGCUGAAGAGAUAUACCUGCGUUUAAAUGGCCUAAAAUAAGAUGUCGGCUUCGUGUGAAACAUUUCCGAUGUUUUUGCUUGACGGUGCUAUUCCUAAGGUUUCAGAAACAGAUUCUGAAGAUGACAGCGAUUCAGAUUCUAACUCGGAUACUGACUACGAAUUCCCAGAACCAACAACGUUUCCAAUCUCGGCCACAAGCUUUCCAGGACCAAGACGUGUAAAGGUGACAGAAUUUCGACCAGUAAUACACCAGGAGGGUUACACCACAACCUACAGAUUUUCAUUUGAGAAGGAAGGAAGACACCAGUGUGAGAUCACAAAUCUGAUUUUUAAUGUGGCGUUGGCUCCAGCUGAAGUUGAGUAUCACACAGAGCAAUGGGAGAAGUGCCCCCUUCACAGCAGCUCCCUGCUUCCUGCUGGUCCACUGUUUGAUAUAAAAUGCCUGAACGGAGUUUUGAAGCACCUUUCCUUCCCACACUCAGAAUACACUCCUGAACUUGCCUACAGUCCUUCCACGACCAACCCUGGAAGUACAGAAACACAGCCGCUGCCCAACCCCUUUAGAAGAGCAGAAAUAGAGUUGGUGGUGGCACACAAGAAAAAUGACAAUAUUGAAGUUAUUAAACCCAUCAAAGUGACGAAAACUCACAUCAAAAUAAAGGUCAAAGAAAUGUCUCUCUUUGGUCUGUUGAGAAGAAAGAAAAAAUCUAAAUUCAGAGCGCUGGUUCUUCUGUUUCUCAGCAAACUUGUGACAAGAAAAACGUUAGAUGUGCACUUGCUCCCCUCAAACGUUGUUCUGGAUGAAGUAAGUAGGUUUAGAGAUGAAUUCUAG
Acipenser ruthenus (sterlet) is the source of this 940-nucleotide messenger RNA. RefSeq lists its product as uncharacterized. The coding region runs from base 149 to 940 and encodes 263 amino acids. Lineage: Eukaryota; Metazoa; Chordata; Actinopteri; Acipenseriformes; Acipenseridae. The record is from RefSeq and is a predicted model, not a curated record. The transcript is spliced from 7 exons.